Molecule: messenger RNA, 1470 nt
Organism: Neopelma chrysocephalum (saffron-crested tyrant-manakin)
Lineage: Eukaryota; Metazoa; Chordata; Aves; Passeriformes; Pipridae
Exons: 5
Coding region: 104-832 (242 amino acids)
Source: RefSeq, a predicted model, not a curated record
ACUGGUCGGGGGGGGACAACUGGGAGACACCGAGAAGGGAAACCGGGAACCAGUCAGCCAAUAGACCUCUCGGCCGGGGAGGCCUAUAUAAGGCGCGCAGCCAAUGGGCGCGCUCGGCGGGAUGCGGCGGAACGUGGAGGUGAAGGCGCGGGUGCGGGCGCUGGCGGAAGCGCGCGGGGCGGCCGAGCGGCUGCUGCGGGCCGGCCCAGGUGAGCCGGGCCCAGGUGAGCCGGGCCCAGGUGAGCCGGGCCCAGGUGAGCCGGGCCCAGGUGAGCCGGGCACUGGUGAGGGGCACGCCCAGGGCACAGGUGACGGGCACGCCCAGGGCACGGGUCCGGGGCAGCUGCUCGUCCAGGCCGACACGUUCUUCCGCGUGCCGCGGGGCCGGCUCAAGCUGCGGCGGACACAGGAUGGCCGGGGGGAGCUGAUCUUCUACGAGCGCCCCGACACCGCCGGCCCCAAACUCUCCAGCUUCACCAUCACCCCCACGGCCGACCCCGAUGGGCUGGAGGCAGUGCUGGCACAGGCGCUGGGCGUGCUGGGCAUCGUGAGGAAGGAGCGGCUCCUCUACCUCGUGGGGCAGACCCGGGUUCACCUGGACCGCGUGGAGGGGCUGGGCGACUUCCUGGAGCUGGAGGUGGUGCUGAGGCCGGAGCAGAGCGUGCAGGACGGGGAGCGCGUGGCCCGGGAGCUGCUGCGGGAACUGGGGGUCGGGGAGCACGACCUGAUCUCGGGGGCUUACCUGGACCUGCUGCUGGCCAAGGGGCAGCCGGGCACGGGGGCAGAGCCCCCCCAGUGCCACCCCCAGGCCGGGCAGGGACAGCAGAGCUGAGGGCAGCGGGGACACGGCUGUGCCACAGGCACCCUGUGCCAACCCCACAGGCAUCCUGUACCCCCCUAUGGGCACCCUGUGCCUGCCCCAGACACCCUGUGCCCAGUCUAGACAUCCUGUACACUGCUAUACGCACCUUGUACCCACCCUACAGACAUCCUGUGCCCACCCCAAACAUCCUGUACCCCCCUAUGGGCACCCUGUGCCUGCCCCAGACACACUGUACCCGCCCCAGACACCCUGUGCCCACCCCACAGGCAUCCUGUACCCCCCUACGGGCACCAUGUGCCUGCCCUGGACACCCUGUACUUACCCCAGACACCCUGUGCCCACCCCACAGGCAUCCUGUACCCCCCUAGGGGCACCCUGUACCCGCCCCAGACACACUGUACCUGCCCUAGACACCCUGUGCCCACCCCAGACAUCCUGUACACCCCUGUGGGCACCUUGUACCCACCAUACAGACAUCCUGUCCCCACCCCAGACAUCCUGCACCCACCCUGGACAUCCUGUGCCCACCCCAAGGACACCCUGUAACCCCCCAUGGGAACCCUGUACCCCUCCCCAUGGGCACCCCCUGCCCCAUACCCACCCCAUGGGCACUCUCUACCCUCCCAUGGACACCCCCUGCCCCAUAC